AUUUAACGACGGUGCCGAAAACUUUGAAGAUUUUGAUGUUGAACAUUUCUCUGAUGAGGAUCAAUAUGAAGACAAUGUGAAAACCGAAGCAAAUGGUGGUGAGCAAAUGAAGGAUGAAGAAGGGAGAACAAUUGUCACCGGUGGUAUGGGUCCUGAGGAUUAUAAAAAUGUUGAAACACAUAGAAGGAAAACUUUGAAAGAGAAAGCUAUUCCAAAGGAAGACAGAACCACCACACCUUACAUGACAAAGUACGAAAGAGCUAGAAUUCUUGGUACAAGAGCUUUACAAAUCUCAAUGAAUGCACCAGUGUUUGUUGAUUUGGAAGGUGAAACUGAUCCAUUGAGAAUUGCCAUGAAGGAACUGGCUGAGAAAAAAAUUCCUUUGGUUAUUAGAAGAUAUCUACCGGAUGGUUCCUUUGAAGAUUGGAGUGUGGAAGAAUUGGUUGUUGAUCUGCAAUGA
Messenger RNA from Ogataea philodendri, 460 nucleotides. RefSeq lists its product as uncharacterized. Gene Ontology annotation, biological process: DNA-templated transcription. The annotation marks the transcript as partial. NCBI's taxonomy places the organism in Eukaryota, Fungi, Ascomycota, Pichiomycetes, Pichiales, Pichiaceae. The transcript has a single exon. Gene Ontology annotation, cellular component: RNA polymerase III complex; RNA polymerase I complex; nucleus. The record is from RefSeq and is a predicted model, not a curated record. Gene Ontology annotation, molecular function: DNA-directed RNA polymerase activity; DNA binding.